Brassica rapa (field mustard) is the source of this 4716-nucleotide messenger RNA. RefSeq lists its product as uncharacterized. The record is from RefSeq and is a predicted model, not a curated record. NCBI's taxonomy places the organism in Eukaryota, Viridiplantae, Streptophyta, Magnoliopsida, Brassicales, Brassicaceae. Gene Ontology annotation, cellular component: SAGA complex. Gene Ontology annotation, molecular function: transcription coactivator activity. Gene Ontology annotation, biological process: regulation of transcription by RNA polymerase II.
AUCUUAACAUCUUACCACACAAAAAAAUAGUGCCGUACAUAAAAUAAUAAAGAUGGAUAUACAAUAUCUAAGCAUGUGGUUGGACCAAAUGGUUGGAGCGGAGGCCACAUUGACACAUGGUCCUUUGUUUUAGAGGCAGCUUUUGGACGACGCAAAGAGCCAUUUUCCAUCUCUCUCUUCAUAUGCUAUUAUUUUAGCAGACCACAGAAGUGAUAAUUAUAGUACGUACAACAAUUUAGCGUUACAUAAUUUCGAUAUAACGCAAACAAUUACUGCUGCAUGCUAAUUAACCAUUAAUUUUAUGGCAUAUUGUGUCGUUUUUCUUGAAUUUUAUUACGUGUUAGAUAUUAUUUCCUGUGUCCGUAUGCAUUGUGAAUUUACAAGUUACAACUCGCCUCUUUCGAGUUAUUUGGCGUUUUUAGAUAAUGUUUUAUGAUCUCAUCAAAGGAUAAUGUCACGUAGGACCCUCAAAUUUUCUUUGCCAACCAUCCAAUGGCAAUCAAAGCCAAUGUCACGUCAUAUUCCCUUACUUUUUCUGACAUCUACGACUUCUUUUAUAUUCCCAAUCACGAUUUUUAUUGCCUCCACCAUUUACAACCUUUUUAUGUAUUGGAAUUUAUAAUUCAACCUCGAAAGCUAACUAAAUAAGUAAACAAUAUUCGUAUUUUAGUAAGCUCGGGAUUUUAAGGAAUCGAGAGGCUUUGUUCAUCCUGUCGUUUAUUACAAAUAGAGAUAAUAUUAAAAGUUUUAAGAAAAUGAUAACAACUGGAAAGAAUGAACACAAGGUUCUAUUUUUAACAAUAAAAUAAGGUUCAGUUUCUGUUUUACAUGACUCAGAUGAUAAUACGAAUUGAAGUCAAAUCAAUAAUGUUAAGAAAUGGAUAGACUGACUCGUUCUGGAUGUUAAAAGCCGUAGCUGUAAUUGGACCUGGUAGGGCUCAUUGUCUUUUAUAUUCACCUUACGUCCCCGAGCACACUUUGCUGACUUAAUUACCUUUAGCUUUAUCCAUUCCAUCAAUAAUGGGAAAAUGAUUUUAUCAAAAUGUUAUCAACAUAUCACAAAUAAACAAAAUUUAAAGGUAGACAUAAGAGUAAGACAAAGGAUUCGGUUUAACUUUGUGGGUGUAUGUUUAUGUGACUUUAGGGAUUUAAAUCGUUUUUAUAAUGUAUGACACGAGAUGAUUGUAGGACGUAUAUAAGCUAUGUCAAUAGUGCUGGUUUUCCAAGUAAUGAACAGGCAAAAAAUCUAAUUCGUUUUUUUUAUAUAAAUAGGCGAUCCUUCGUCGUGGGAGAGUCCAAGAGACAUAUGCCCCUUCAACAAUUUAAUUGGGCGUACCAUUAAACUCUUUUCAGCUCCUAAUCCACCCAGUUAGCAUUUCUUUACACUAUAGAUAUUUUUACCAAAUAAAAGUUGAAUUAUUAAUAUUAAUAUACUAACUUGUUUAUUGAUUGCUUCCACACAUGUCGGAUCUGACCUAAGUAAAUAAUAAUAUUUUACGUUUUAAGGUUUUUAGUUUCAUUGAUUUGAGACUGUGGGAGCAAUGUUUUAUUGAAUAUGAAUAUUUGUCGUGAUAUGUAAAAUAUGCUGACGGCAGUAAUAAAUAAAAACCGUGAAAUGAAUGGAUAAAAAUCGAAGUAAGGGCAUAAUAUCAAUCAAAGCUACGAGCCUCACUAUAAAAAAUGAUGCAAGAGGAGAGACACAUGCGGCGUAUAGAAUCUGAGGGCUAGGGACCAGCGGAGAUUUAGGAGCAAUGUAAUGGAGACGAUGACGGAACAGGUGUUCGAACACGUGAUAGUCACCCGACUGUAGGCCUGGGUGCCCCGCCGAUUUCAAUUCGAUUGAUUCGGAUUUUUCAAUUUUUGGUGUUAUGAUAAUAAGUUCCGUUGGAUUUUACUAAUUAUCAGGUCGGGUUCAGUUUGAUUCUUUUCGGAUUCGGUUCGGAUUGUAACCAAUAAUUGAAAUCGUCCAAAAAUAUAUUUUUUAAACUUCAAAAAUUGAUAUUUUUUUUUCAAAAUAUAGAAAUUAACUAUUCACAAAUCUAAUUAAAAAUUAAUUAAACUAUCUAAAUUAACUGAAAAGUAUUCAAAAUAACGAAUAAGACAAAUUACAAAAAUAUUUUGAAUACUCCAACAUAUCUAAAUCACUUUAACAUAUAUAAAAACAUUACCAUAUUUUACUAAUUUAAAUAUCUUCAGAUCCUAGUUUGGAUUUUGGUUCGAUUUGGGUUAUAACCAAAUCCCAAAAUACUAAACUCAUAAGUCUCGUUCGGAUAUAAAUGUUUUUGUAUAACGGAUCCGGUUCGGGUUAGGGUAAAAACGCUCAGACCUAUCCGACUGUCUCCCUCAUCACCGGAACUUAUAAUUAUAUCCAAUCUUGGCCUUUGAUCCUACAAAUGGAUUUGACAACUUUGACUAACAUUCUCGCAUCCUGUAUAUAUAUCACGUAUGUAACUUAAGUAUUAAAAACAGCAAGUUGUUCACAGUUUUGCAUCUAGCUGGUUAGCUUAUGCUGGCCAAGGGGCUGCAGAAUAGUUAUGAAAUAAUAUGUUCAACGUAAAAAAAAAAGUAUUAAAAACAGCAAUUUAAAGCAAUAUAAUUGUUGUAAAUGAAUGAUACAACCUCUGAGCCUCGAUAUUUUUAUCCCAGUGGAACCAAGUGUUUAUUUCUAAUUCUGGUGGCCUGGUGGGGGGGGGGUACCUUCCUCAGUUUUUUGUGAAGUGUUUUAAGACCGUGCAGAUUAAUUCAUUUUUUAAACUGUGCACAUGUAUAGUGAAGCCCAAUGUUGUAAAGCCCAUUAGUUUUAAUGCAUCAUUAAUAGCUUUCUGGACCAUUGGAAAAAAAGACAUACGUUGGUUUGACAUACAUAGUUUGAUAUUAAUAUUACAAAAUACAAGUGAAAUCUUUACCAUGAAUGUGAAACAUGUAUCUGAGUAAAUAUUCUAAAAAUGUGUGAUAAAAUGACCAGGUUAUGGUCUAUCUUCAACUACAUGCGGUUGAUCACACAUAUUUGACAUGUAGAGCGGAUGAGAGAAGCUAACGUUCUCCGGAGUGGGAUUCGGCGAGACGGCGGCGAGUGAGGCUAAAAUGAUGCUAGAGGAACACGCCACUGGCUGGGGAUUGAAGAGAGAUGUUGAUGAUGAUGAUGUAGAGAGCUUAGUGCUGACAUGGAAGGGACAUAGUGUUGUGUUUGCAUCGUCUUGGUACUAAUUAAUCAAAGCCUAAAAUAGAUAAUGAUGUGUUUAUCUUUCUUUAAUCUAGGAUUAGUGCUUACUAGUAGAACUUAACUAAAUAGUUGAUGACUUGAUGUAAUUAGAAAAGUUUUGGGGAUUCUGACCCGACCCAACUCGUUGUGUGACUUGUGUCUGAAUAUGCUGACUUUCAAACUUUAUUAGUUGUGCAAAAUCAAGUAACAUGAUUGGUCAGUUAGCUAUAUCCAGCUGUGUAAAAUUUUCAGCACGUGCCUCGUUGACUAAACGUUGACUUUCACAAAACAGAAGCUUCUAAAAAAAAACACACAAACAAAAAGAAAUAAGAAGAAUAUGCGAUCUAUCCGUCUCUAAAAAUUUCCCCCAAAAAUCCCUCUUUUGUUUUUCUGUUAAUCACUUUACUCCCAAGUCGCGAUUACUGUUCAUCUCAAAAGCUCAAAUUCGCUUCUCUGUUCUUCUUCUUCUUCUUCUCCUCAACGAGGGACCCAAAUGCCAACGGGUCAGCAUCAUGUCGUUAGGACAGAUACUUCCGAGUUAAAGUCUCAGCUCGAGAAGAAGAUUGGUCGGGCCAAAACCGAGAGAUACCUUAAUCUCUUGUCCAAAUUCUUGAGCUUGAAAAUCAGCAAACCCGAUUUCGAUAAGCUAGUCGUCGCCACGGUGAAGAAGGAGAACGUUGGUCUGCACAACGCUUUGCUAAGAGGGAUUAUUAAGAAUGUGUGUCUCUCAAAGACAUCGAAUGGUGUUGAAGGAGUAGAGAAGAAGAAGCAAUUGAAUGGUGUCAAGUCUUUAUGCAACGACCUUCCUAAAUCGCCUCGUAAAGGGAGGACUCAAAGGAGGUUGAAUAAGGAUUGUAAUGGAAGCAAAGGAAAGAGUCAAGUCACUGAGGUUGUUUCUUCUAGUUUAAAACAACAAUGGUCAAUGGAAGAUGGUGAAGAAGUUGAUCAGUUGACUCGGUGUUGGAGAAGUCAACCCAUUGAGGCUCCCUUUGGUGUUAAUCUUAGAGAUGUGAGCAAGAGAAGACCUCACGUAGGGACUUGUUACUCCUCUGGUGAGCUUCCUGAUUCUAUUUCUCUAAAGAAGAAAGUUGAAGAAGGCAUGGAGGGAGAAGGACUAGAGGUUUCAGCUGGUUUUGCUAACUCGUUGAACGCUGGACUCAAUGUCUUCUUGAAAAGACUAAUCAAACCGUGUCUAGAAUUAGCAGCUUCAAGGUCUAGUAGCCGAGGGGAAGUUUGUUCUUCUUCUUCUUCAAUAUCUAUGGAAGAUUUUAAAGUAGCUAUGGAGUUAAACCCGUUGAUACUUGGGGAAGAUUGGUCUACAAAGCUUGAAAAGAUCAGGUUAGCUACACCAGAUUUUCAGACAAGCUAACUCUUUAACUAGAUAGAUCAUCUGAUUCUUCCAUUACAGAGUUUGUGUUGGACAACAUCUUUAGGUUUUUGUGUGUGUAUAUAUAUGUCUUGGUGUUUAAUUGCUUGUUGCUGAUUUUAUAUGUUUAGGGUUUGAUUUUUUUAAA